Molecule: messenger RNA, 3697 nt
Organism: Sphaerulina musiva SO2202
Lineage: Eukaryota; Fungi; Ascomycota; Dothideomycetes; Mycosphaerellales; Mycosphaerellaceae
Exons: 2
Coding region: 1-3612 (1203 amino acids)
Source: RefSeq, a predicted model, not a curated record
AUGGCCGGCGUGAUAUUCGAUCCAUUCGAGGCCUUGGGUGUUGCGAGAGACGCCACAGAAGCUACAAUCAAGUCCCAAUACCACGCGCUAGCUCGAAAGUACCACCCGAAUAGACAUCAUCGUCCGCAGAGCACCAAACCUCCAGAUGCCGACCACGACGUGCACAGAUCCUGGUGGCGGGAAGACACCAAGGACUUGCGUGCCGACUACUUCCAUACCAUUCAUCAGGCAUGGAUGCUCCUCAGCAAGGCCGACGGCCGCAGGCGGCGCGCCGAGCUGUUGAGGCUGCUCGAGCUGCAAGACCAAAUGCUGGCUGCUUUUGUAGACCUGCUCAAUGCAGAGCCUCCCGAUGGUCUCCCCGCCGACGAGCAGCGCAAGCACGACGAGCACCAUGAGCACUCCGAUGUGGAUGGUCACAUAUCGAGCGACGCAGAUGAUGAUCUACCCAAUGUGGGCUUGCAGCGCAGGAAGACAUUUGCAAACCGCAACAACAUCCAUGGCGGGCAUCUGAGCGACCAGCUUGACGCAUACAGCCCGACGAGUCCCACCAAGAAACACAUCCGCAUGUUAUCGAAGUUAUCGAGAGGCCGAGCUGGCCAUCAGCACAAGAGCGAGGACUACUUCACCAUGCGUCGAAAGAAGCUUGAGAAACUGCGCAGGAAAGAGCUAGAGGCGUUCCUAGACUAUCGCAAUGCCAUGAUCGCAAAGUUCGAGGCGGAAGAGGAGGCGGAAAGACGACAGGAGCACUAUGAGCGGGCAAAGUGGAAGCGGGAAUACUUUGAGCGGGCACCACGAGCUACAACGGAACGCUUCAGAUCGUUCCAGCACUUCAUGGGUGCCGUGGCAGCCUUUGGCGCGCCGUCUCAGCCGGGCCAUCGCAACUUUUCUGAUCCCACUCACGGCAACAUGACACCUGUGCAAGGGCCUGAGAACGGCUUUCUCUUUCCCGAGAGUGGGCUGUCGCGUCACAAGACGAGUGUGCAUCGCCGUGGAUGGAGUAGUGACAUUAGCGGAGAUCAAUCGGACAGUAGCGACCAUGAUGAUACUCCCGCUGAGCUGAACAGCUGGCGACGAACGCCUCCCUUGUCUGCUUUCCGUCGUCAUUCCAGUCGGCCCAACGACCAUGUGUCGAUCGACGCCUUUCGUGCACCAUCGCGCACCCCGCCUCCUGUUCCUGUCCUUGCUGUUUCUCCUGCUGAGACACCCCAGCCACCGACAGGACUCCAGAUCGUUGUGAAACGGCCAACGGACUCACACGGCAUACCAGAAAUACAGGAUUCAAGCGGCGAUUCCCUUUCGGGGUCUUCGCGUUCGCCAUCGCCCCAAGCCCAUACCAAUGGCACAGAAGAAAGCAAGUACAUGUGGCUGCCGUCACCAGGUCCGGUGGAGUAUUUUGGCUUGGGCAUGAACAGACGAGCACGUUCGCCCAGCCCAGUGAGACAGCGUCGCGCUGCUUCACUUGGGAGGGUGGAGGAAGCGGCGAGGGUGCCCAGUGAAGGCCUGCAGUUCGUGACGAAACCAAUAGGACAGCCGCAUCAUCUACACAUACCACUCAGUAAUGUGUAUGAACUCAGGAGAGAAGAGAAAGCGUGGAUGCUAGGCUCCGAACCUGAUACCGAGAACGACCCGACUGUGUUGCUUGAUCGCUUACAACGGCUCGACUUUGAUGUUGCGUCUAAAUUCAUGGUCAAGCCAGACAUUAAGGAACUCUUCAGAUUCCGCCUCAUAUAUAACCACAGACACAUCGCCAGUACACAGAACCAGUCCUUCAUUGCCCUCAGCUAUAGGCGCAAAUUGCAAGUAACGAGGCAGCAUGGUCACUUCACACUGCCACUAGAGCCAGAGAUCUUUCAGGCAGUAUGGGAAGAACGACAGUCGGACCAGGAAGGUCUUUGGAUAGACCAGAUCUGCAUCAAUCAAGAGAGCCGCGAGGAGACCACUGUAUCCAUGUCAGCAAUGGACCUGGUCUACAGAAGUGCACGCCUUGUCGUGGUUGCUCUCGAUGAUAUCGAACUCGACGCUCAUGAAGGAGAGCUUCUACACAACCACAUGGAAGAGUAUAAACGUAUGACCCAUGUGCCACCCGGGCAACGCUUUCGCCGCAAGCAACCUCCGUAUCUCGAGAGUCACGAAAAUCUAUUCAGAGUCAUUCGCAAAAUCUUGAGGUCAUCGUGGUUCAAAAGAGCAUGGUGUAGACACGAGAUGCGACUCGCCAAGCACCAUAUCUUCCUGAUACCAUGCAAACGACCUGGCACAUGGUCAGGCCGAGAUGUGCUGAGAUUUAAUGGCAAGUGUAUUUCGCAUUUGCUCGACCUCUCCACGGAAGUGCCAUUUGAGUCGGACGUGGAAUCGGUGAAGCCGGCCCUUCACGCAUUCUUCCGAGAUCGAAGCAAGAUGGCUCCGGACGAGAGGGGCAUGCAACUUCAUCAUGGCAAUUUUUCUACUGUCGUAGCCGAAGUAUUUGCCAUGGAGGCUGGAGGAGAUCCUCGAAUCCCCGCCGAGCAAAGAGAAGCUGAUGCCAGGAAAGACAAGAUUGCAAUUAUUCUCAAUACCAUGGAAUGUGGCCUUACCAUAUCAGAACGAUUUCGUGAUCCGAUGAUUCAUCUGACGCAGAAUGAGUGCUAUCAUGACCUCAUGCUGCUCAGCCUGGCAGCUCAAGAUCCAGGCGCGCUCUGCUCGGUUGGAGCGCCGCUCCCCAUCACGGACUAUGUUCACAGUUGGCUGUGUGCUCCGACAGUAGCAGACAGCGGCCUCAACAACACGAAGACACUACAACGUCUGCCUAGCGCAGCCAACAUCACAGUCGACACUUCUGGCAGCGAGCACUUCAUACAAUUGGACCUGAAGUUCCUGAGAAGCGGUCGAAGAGAACAGCACCCUCUCGAUCCCGAUGCACUGAAGCUCGCUGGCGAGUUCAUCAAAGUGUGCAAUGAGCGCGGCCUCGGCAGGAACAGGAAGCGCUACCUGACACAUGAUCGAAAAGCGAAUUUGCUCUUCGGUUCUAUGCAGGAGGUCUACACAGAAACGUUGGCUUGCGUUCUGAUCUGCGGCCCCGACUGGCUGAGUGAUGUGUGCCAGCGCUAUAGUAUGACCCGAUGGCGAGUGGACCUCAGAGCCGCUGUGGAACUUCUCAUCGCUCUGCAGAACACAUGUGGACGAUGGCCUUCGCAUGCCUGGAACGAGCGCGCAGCGGCAUUCAUCAUGGACUUUGUGAACUUUUUAGUGAUUCGCGGCCUUCCCUCGCGACAAAUAUCUCGACCUGAAAAAUGGCGGCCGAUUUGGGUGCCCACUGCCCCCGGCGGCAAAGUGGUGACAUUUGUGCCCUUGAACAACAGGCACAUCCGUCCAGCCAUUCCGACCACGCUGAUUAAUCCGGACUACAUGCAUUUGGCGCGACUCUGGGUUCUCGAACCACGAACAUUUCCCAGCGUUGAUGAGGAUCUCAAUCUCAUUCCUCACCAUGACGAGUGGACUUUGCUCGGAAAAUCGGUCCUGUUCAGCGAUGACCUGUCGAUUGGACAGAUGACUUCUCAUGAUGGGUUUUUGAAAGAAAGUCAGAAAGUGUUUGGAAGAUGUCGUCGUCCGGGCGCUCCUCGCGCGAAGAACGUGUGAUACUAACGACGAUACCCUGUACCAAUAUCAGAUUGCAUAUACCUAGCGACUGCGUUCGAAGCGAUUGCAUUUGUCGUUAUAAUAG